AUGCCGGGAGACUCGCACACAAAGCCUGGGAAACCUGAGCGCGCCAGUGCCUCCGCACACGGACACACAGAGUCUCGCUCUCAGUCAAAAUCUCCAGCGGGGAGUCCUGCUCGUGUAAAAUCGGAGAGCAGGUCAGGAUCUCGUAGUCCAUCAAGGGCUUCUAAACAUUCCGAAUCCCACUCUCGAUCAAGAUCAAAAUCCAGGUCGAGGUCAAGGAGACAUUCUCAUAGACGCUACACUCGAUCCAGGUCCCACUCUCAUUCUCAUAGGAGACGAUCACGAAGUAGGUCGUACACACCAGAGUAUCGUCGUCGAAGGAGCCGAAGUCAUUCUCCCAUGUCUAACCGAAGAAGACAUACAGGCAGCAGAGCUAAUCCAGACCCCAACACAUGUCUUGGAGUGUUUGGUCUCAGUUUAUAUACAACAGAGAGAGAUCUUCGGGAAGUAUUUUCCCGUUAUGGACCCUUGAGUGGUGUCAAUGUGGUUUAUGAUCAGCGAACUGGACGAUCCCGAGGAUUUGCUUUUGUUUAUUUUGAGCGAAUAGAUGAUUCAAAAGAGGCUAUGGAGAGGGCAAAUGGAAUGGAAUUGGAUGGCAGAAGGAUCCGUGUGGAUUACUCCAUCACUAAGAGAGCACACACCCCCACACCGGGCAUCUACAUGGGGAGACCUACUCAUGGUGGUGGCAGACGUCGUGACUCUUAUUACGAUCGAGGAUAUGAUCGAGGAUAUGACAGAUAUGAAGAAUAUGAUUACCGGUACAGAAGAAGAUCACCUUCUCCGUAUUACAGUCGAUAUAGAUCACGGUCAAGAUCCCGUUCCUAUAGCCCAAGACGCUAUUGAUGAAUUGAACGGUUGCUAUUGAGGAGUUGGAUUUUUAAAAUUCUGGAUUUCUCCAACCUUUUAAUCUUCCCCACCUCUCAAGAACCCUUAAAAAAAUCUUUGGUUUAUUUAGAAUCUACACUUUUUAAGUUGAUAUAUUGCUGUUUUCACCCCUUUAUUAUACUCUGGAAGAUAUAAUUGUUGUAGUUUUGAGUAGUCGAACAUCUUAAACAAAACUUAAAGGAAACCCCAGUGUUAAUACAUUUUGUAAAUCCUUUUUUGUUUUUACAAAAAAAAAAAAAAUUUAACUCCUGUCUUAACCAAAUGAGGAAAGAAAUUGAUGUUUUUGAAAAGCCUGUUUUCUGUGAAUUGUACACACAUUAUAACGAAAUUUUCAUUGACAAAUAACUUGGUGUUUGGGGGUGUUUUGUUUGUUUAUUUUUGGUUAACUGUUUGCCUGUUUAUUUUAAGAAAAAUAGUAACCUAUCUAAAACUGUUAAUGACAAAUUUAAAUGUGGGGUGGCAUGGAACAGUCAAAUAGUUGAGUGUAGAAAGUUUGAAGCUGUAGAAGAAAAAUGAUUCUUGAUCAUUUCUUUUGAAAGGAAUAAAAAAUUGAACCCUAAAAAUUAGGUCUAUGUUUUAGAGAUGAAAAGCUUGUGGACUCCUGCACAACAUAUUGCAUUUGAAAUACAUCUGUUAAACCUUGCAAAUUUAA
Molecule: messenger RNA, 1534 nt
Organism: Gracilinanus agilis (Agile Gracile Mouse Opossum)
Lineage: Eukaryota; Metazoa; Chordata; Mammalia; Didelphimorphia; Didelphidae
Gene: TRA2A
Product: transformer 2 alpha homolog
Exons: 9
Coding region: 1-840 (279 amino acids)
Biological process (GO): positive regulation of mRNA splicing, via spliceosome
Cellular component (GO): spliceosomal complex
Molecular function (GO): RNA binding
Source: RefSeq, a predicted model, not a curated record